AUGGACUCAUACGAAGGCUAUGUAUCUCCCGAGAGGAACCGUGAAGCGGACUCUUUCUCCGAUAGAGCACCAGGAGAUCACCGACGCCGGUCGCCAGAUCGUCGCGGUGGCCGUGGCCGUGGUCGUGGCCGUUCCCGCUCUCCCAUGAUUGAUCGUUACGAGCCUACAGAGCGCCGCCCUCGAGAUGACUUCUACAACAACUCCCGCGAGCACGCUGCUCGUGAUCGUGAGGAUCGCCGACGACCUCCUUCCCCAAAUGUCGCGAACAUUGACCGCUACAUCCCGGGCCAAGACUCUGGCAAGCGCCCGCUUCCCUCAAAUCCACUUCCCAACCCGCUUAGCCUUGAUUUCCAGGUUGGAUUCACUUGGUUUGCGGAAUGGUGGAGAGCUGAACAAUCCGUGAGCGAAGAAAAGGAGCGUGCGAAGCAUGGAGGCCGGCGCCCAUCAGAUCGUGUUAAGGGAGAACGCGAAGCCCGUGAGGACCGGGACCGAGAGCGGGCGCAAAUUCAGGCUGCGUAUGAUACAUACAAGAUCGACUUGCAGAUAAAGUUGGCUAGGACAUUUGUGCAACAGCAUCGCAACGAAGAAUGGUUCAAAGAGAGAUACAUUCCCGAGGUGCGGGACCCGCUCCGCAGUCGCCUGACGGGCUUCCGGAAAGGCGCAUAUGAACAGUGGGAGCGGGAUCUCAAUGACGGUCUGUUUGACGAGUUCACCCUCGAAGGAAUCUACAAGAGCGAAAGCGAUGGUGCUGGUGGUGUCAUCGAGAAGGAGGAGGGUGAGGCCACUGCUGUUGGUGAAACACUGGGAGUCCUGGAUCUGCUCCCCGUUCGGGGAGGCGAGCUCCGUGAUGAGGCUCUGUCUCAACCCGCCCUGCUCAUCAAGACCCUGGCGCCGAAUGUGAGCCGCGACAAGAUCGAGGAGUUUUGCAAGGAGCACCUUGGAGAGUAUGAUGGCGGGUUCAAGUGGCUCAGCCUCAGCGAUCCGAAUCCCUCCAAAAAGUUCCACCGCAUGGGUUGGAUUAUGCUGCACCCCGGUGGUGAGACGACCAAUAUCGUGGAACGGGGCGAUGGUCGCGAUGAAGAAGGCGAGAUGAUGGAUCAUGAUAACGGCCUUAAUGGAGGCGUGACGAUCAGCGCUGCGGAGAAGGCGCUGGAUGCAGUCAAUGAUAAGACCAUCUAUGAUCCCGUCCACGGUGAUUUUGUCUGCCACGUUGGCGUCCAUGUUCCUCCAUCCCAGCCUCGCAAGAAGGCUCUCUGGGAUUUGUUUUCCGCGCCUGAGCGGAUCGAGCGCGAUCUUGAGCUGGCUCGAAGGUUGGUCGUCAAGCUGGAUACCGAGAUGGGAGAUGUGGACGGAUUCGGCAAGAUCGAGGAGCGUGUCGAUGACCUCAGGGGCAAGGGCUGGCUCCAGCCUCCCGUGACGGGGCCUGUCAGUAUCAAGAAGCAAAAGAACGGCUUCGAUGAAGACGUCGCUGAGGAUGGUGAGAUGGAAGAGGGUGAGGAGAAGGAGGUAUCCGAGGAAGACGAGGUUGACGAUGAAGAGAUCUUGGCCAAGAAAAAGAAGCUGGACUUGAUGGUUGAGUACUUGCGACGCGUCCACAAUUUCUGCUUUUUCUGUGUUUUCGAGAGCGACUCCGUUCACGAACUUGGUCGCAAGUGCCCUGGUGGACACCUUCGUCGUCCCCGCACCGGUCUCUCCAGCCAAGCCAAGGAUGUCGCUCGCGCCAGCGCUCUCGGACAGCCCUUUCCCGUUAAGAAGAGGGAGCCGAGCGAGGACGGAGAGGAACGUGCAUCGCCUGCGCAGGAGAGACGCACCCAGCGUGUUCCCAAGUCUGAACAACAGCUGCAGCGCGCGUUCAACUGGGUGAAGACCUUCGAGGAUAAGCUGCUCCAGAUCCUGGAGCCUGAAAAUGCAGACCUACGCAAGCUCGGCGGCAAGCCUGUGAACCAAGCCCUUGAGGACGAGCUGGCCAAGUAUGUGAAGCAGGAGGACGACUCGCGAUUCCGCUGCAAGGUACCGGAGUGCACGAAGCUGUUCAAGGCAGAGAAUUUCUGGCGCAAGCAUAUCGAGAAGCGCCACAUGGAGUGGCUCGACACUAUCCAACGUGAUUUGUCACUGGUGAAUGCCUACGUCUUGGAUCCUUCACGCAUUGCCCCAUCCCGCUCUGAUGCCAACAGCAACGGGCACUUCCCUCUUUCUUCCGGCCAUGGCCAGGGUGGUACCCCUCGGGGCUUCAGUCUCUCCAACGUGCCCUACCUCGGAAACCCCGGGGGCAUUCCUGGUGGAUUUCCCCCGGGAGGCAUGCCCGGAAUGGUGGGUGCAGGUGGCGCCUGGGGUGGUAACGGCCUCGCUUCAGGGGAGGCCGCAGGCCUGCACCAGCCAGGUCCCAUGCGACGCGGUGGAGGCCGCCAAAACCCAAGCCAUCGGACUGGCCCAUACGACCGUCGCCGCCUUCCUAACGGCAGUGGACGCCUCAGCCCUGUCCGUCCGACCGGCACGUACGGCCCUGGCGGUCGUCUUCUCACUCCCGGUUUCUCCGUGCCCCUUCGCUACCCAGCUGCCAUCCUGGCCCCUGCCAAUCCCUUCCCAGAUGCCAUGGGUGCCGGUGGAGGCGCGCAGGUCAUGCCUCCGCGCGAGGCCGUUCAGGGCCGUAGCCUGAAGAGCUACGAAGACCUGGACGCGGUAGGCGGAUCUGGCGGCGGGGAGCUGAACUAUUAG
Penicillium canariense is the source of this 2715-nucleotide messenger RNA. Its product is annotated as putative arsenite resistance protein Ars2. The record is from RefSeq and is a predicted model, not a curated record. Lineage: Eukaryota; Fungi; Ascomycota; Eurotiomycetes; Eurotiales; Aspergillaceae. Gene Ontology annotation, cellular component: kinetochore. The transcript has 3 exons. Bases 1 to 2715 code for a protein of 904 amino acids.